Messenger RNA from Sphaerodactylus townsendi, 1923 nucleotides. RefSeq names its product proline rich and Gla domain 4 (gene PRRG4). The transcript has 6 exons. Bases 163 to 831 code for a protein of 222 amino acids. Lineage: Eukaryota; Metazoa; Chordata; Lepidosauria; Squamata; Sphaerodactylidae. Gene Ontology annotation, cellular component: extracellular region. The record is from RefSeq and is a predicted model, not a curated record. Gene Ontology annotation, molecular function: calcium ion binding.
GCCUGGAAUGCAGAUGGGCGGCUACAAAGGCAGCAACGGUGAGGUCAUGAAGCUACUCUACCCACUCGGCGGUCUUCCGGACAGAAGGCGACCGGUAUCUCUACCCUGGACUUGUGUGGAGUGCCCUGGAAUCGAUGCUUUGCAGUCAGCAGGUACCAGGUUAUGUUCAUUUUUUACCUAUUGUUGCUUCAUCUGCUGCUAACAAUACUUGCAUUUCCACAUUGCCAGAGAAAACUAAAGGAAUCCAGAGAUGCAGUGAACGAAGUAUUCACCUCAGCAAAGGAAGCCAAUUUAUUUAUUGGGCGGCAACUUCUAGACAAUGUACUUGAGCCUGAAAUAUUUAACACAGAUGAUCUUGAAAGAGAAUGCCGUGAAGAACUCUGCAACUACGAGGAAGCGAGAGAAAUUUUUGAUGACCCCGAAGAAAUGAAGACUUUUUGGAGCGCUUAUGUCUCUAGAAAUCCUGGAACAAAACCAGAUGGGCAGGAAGCACAGAGGAUCGAUGUUAUACUGCUUCUGAUUGGUCUAAUUGCAAUUGGAGUACUGCUGGUAAUAACUGGCUUACUAAUUUAUUAUCUCUGCAAAAGAAAAUGCCCACGAAGGCAACAACCACGGCACACAGGCUGCCGGCUGCAUAAUUCUUCCAUCUUCAGAAGACAUGAAGAAUUUUCUUUAAAUCCUCUCUCCCCGUCCCCUGAACACAUGGGACUGCCAACCUAUGAACAGGCAGUGGCACUAAGGGGAGAUUUUGAUGCUCCACCCCCACCCUAUCCAGGCCUUUCAGGAAGAUUUAAAGCAUUUAAGAAGUCUCUCUCACUUCCUGGCCCUUAAUGAAUAAACAUGACUUCUUGAAAGAUCGACUAAAUCUUGACUAAAAAAACUUGCAGCUGAUCUGGUGGAGUAUUGUGGCUGCUCCAGGAAAGCCUUUCACAGCGUGACAAAGAUGUGGCUCUUCAGCAUACCUAAGGAGCAAAGUGUGUCAAGAGAACAAGGAAGCCAUCCUUUUGUAGUGUUCUGAUGUCCAAUGAUGAAAGAAUGUUUUGUCAUACUUCUUUACAGGUGCUAAGUACUGCAGUGAAGGUGGCUUCAACACAUUUUGAGCCAACUGAUAUGCCAAUGUUCUUGUCUCUUUUGAACUGAAGUUUAAUAGUAAUUUUUGUCAAAAACCUUUUGCAUUUUAAACUAUUAUCAGUAUAAAUGAUGCAGUGUAAAUGUAACAAGGCCCUGUUAUUUUUAACUACUUGUGAUGUUUGAGAUGAAUUGGUUUUCUGUUGAUAUUUCAUUCAGGACUCUGAACAAAAUUUAUACUUAUGUAUCUGACUUAAAAGGUCACACUACCAAAGCAAUAUGGCUGAAACUCAGUUCUCACUUACUUUGCCCCCUUGCUUUACGCUCUCAUUUUCAGGAUGAGUACUAUUUAUUGCCUGAUAAGAAACUAACAUGACUGCUGUGCAGAUCUGGAAUAUUUGUUAUAGAAACUUUCAAAUGAAGAUAACAGUUACAGAGAAUUGUUUCAAUUUUUAAGCACUUAAUGUUUGCAAACGUUAUCACUAAAUUAAACCACAAACUUCUGAGGCUUGCUAAGCCUCCUUCACACUAAAAAUGUGCAAAUAGUGUCUACAAGUAUUGUCAAAGGCUUUCACAGCCGGAAUCACUGGGGUGCUGUGUGGUUUCCGGGCUGUAUGGCCAUGUUCUAGAACACAGCCAUACAGUCCAGAAACCACACAGCACCCCAAUGCCUACAAGUGUCUAAUACAGAAAUAUACUUAGAAAGAUUUUGCUUUUGCAUUAGCAAUAAUAAAAUGGAACAGAAGAGAAUGAGAUACUGUAUAUACUCGCAUAUAAGUCGAAUUUUUCAGCACAUUUUUUGUGCUGAAAAAGCCCCCCUCGACUUAUACGUGAGUCAGGUGUAUUUUGUCAGCC